Messenger RNA from Mobula hypostoma (lesser devil ray), 5216 nucleotides. Its product is annotated as zinc finger protein 239-like. Gene Ontology annotation, molecular function: DNA-binding transcription factor activity, RNA polymerase II-specific; RNA polymerase II cis-regulatory region sequence-specific DNA binding. Gene Ontology annotation, biological process: regulation of transcription by RNA polymerase II; embryo development; urogenital system development. NCBI's taxonomy places the organism in Eukaryota, Metazoa, Chordata, Chondrichthyes, Myliobatiformes, Myliobatidae. The record is from RefSeq and is a predicted model, not a curated record. Gene Ontology annotation, cellular component: nucleus. The coding region runs from base 514 to 1167 and encodes 217 amino acids. The transcript has 3 exons.
GACGGCGGUGGGGGAGGGACUGCUCACGUGAUUAGUAGCCCAGCCGUUAAACCGACCAAGCUCGAGCUCACCAGCGCGCGGUGCACAAAAGGCCCCGGAUGAUCGGUUGAGGUUAAAAAUGACAAGGAAUUUGUCUACUGGAAUCUCGCACAGACAGUGGGGAGGGAUUCACUCGAUCAUCAGACCGACUGGCAUUCCCGUAAUUUUGCACAGGGGGGAACCCAUUCAUCUGCUCAGACAGUGGGAAUGGAUUCACUCAGUCAUCUCAACUGAAGGUACAUCAGCAAGUUCACACUGGGCAAGGCCAUUCACCUGUGGACACACCAGUCAGUUCACACUGUGCAGAGGCUGGCCAUCUGCUGAAUAUGUGGGGAAGGAUUCACUCAGCCAUCUGAACUAAUGGGUCACCAGCGAGUUCACAGUGGGGAGCGGCCAUGAACCUGCUCAGAACAUGGGAAGGGAUUCACUUCGUCGUCUCAUCUGAAGGCACAUCAACGAGUUCACACCGGAGAAAUGCCAUUCACCUGUCCAGACUGUGGGAAGGGAUUCACUCGGUCAUCUGACCUAAUGGCACACCAGCCAGUUCACACCGGGGAAUGGCCGUUCACCUGCUUGGACUGUGGGAAGGGAUUCACUUGGUCAUCUGAACUGAAGGUACAUCAGAGAAUUCACACUGGGGAGAGGCCAUUCACCUGCUCAGUUUGUGGCAAGGGAUUCACUCAGUCAUCUCAUCUAAUGGUACAUCAGCGAGUUCACACUGGGGAGAGGCCAUUCACCUGCUCAGAGUGUGGGAAAGGAUUCACUCAGUCAUCUCAUCUGAAGCUACAUGAGCGAGUUCACACCGCGGAAUGGCCGUUCACCUGCUCGGAUUGUGGGAAGGGAUUCACUCGGUCAUCUGAACUGAAUGUACAUCAGAGAGUUCACACUGGGGAGAGGCCGUUCACCUGCUCAGACUGUGGGAAGGGAUUCACUCAGUCAUCUCAUCUGAAGGUACAUCAGCGAGUUCACACUGGGGAGAGGCCGUUCACCUGCUCAGUCUGUGGGAAGGGAUUCACUUCAUCAUCGACAGUGAAGAAGCCAGCCAAACUUGUUUGGAAGGAAAAAGUUGGGAGUGACAACGGAGCAGCGAUGGCCGGAGUUUCUGGGAGCAAUUUGGGAGCUGAGUGAUCGAUACAUCCAAAAGAUGUGGAAACAUUGGAAAGGCAGGAGGACACAACCGUGGUUGAAAUGAGAAGCGAAAGCCAACAUAAAAGCCAAAGAGAGGGCAAACAAAAGAUUAAAAACAAUUGGGAAGCUUUCAGAAACCAACAGAAGACGACUAAAAAAAGAAGUCAGAUGAGCUCAGGGUGUGGAAUUAUGAUAUUGUAGUCAUUAGUGAGUCUUGGUAGCACCCAACAGUCUGAGGCAUUUAGAGGAACAAAAUAUCCGGGGCCUCAAUAUCUCUUGAAAACCAAGGUUCCCUGCACCAGUUAACUUUCAACUUUUAUUUUGCAGGCACAUACAAACUCUACACCCUCAAAAUUUCACUUCUGAAGGCCUCCCACUUACCAAGUACUCCUUUGCCAGAAAGCAGCCUGUCCCAAACCACACUUGUCAGAUCCUUUCUGAUACCAUCAAAAUUGACCUUUCUCCAAUUUAGAAUCUCAACCCGUGGUCCAGACCUCUCUUUUUCCAUAUUUACUUUGAAUCUCAUGGCAUUAUGGUCAAUCAUUUCUGUCACCAGCCCUGGAUCAUCAGCCUCUACAUCACACUUCUACAUCAGGAAUUCUCCGUACUGAUUAAGGGCACAUUUGACAAACUCUACCCCAUCUAGUCCUUUUACAGUGUGGGAGUCCCAGUCAAUACAUGGAAAGUUAAAAUCACUUACUGAAUCAACUUUUGUUUCUUGGCAUGGUCUGCGAUCUCUUGACAAAUUUGUUCCUCUAAAUCCCUCAGAUUGUUGGGUGCAACCAAGUCCCCAAUAAUAGCUACAAUAUCAGAAUUCCCUGUCCUGAGCUCAGCUGGCUUUCCUACAACGCUUCUUGCAUUGUGAUAUACACAGCUCAGCACAUUCAUCGCACCAUGCUCAACCAUUUGAUUGCUGACUCUGAGGUCUGAACAACAUCUGACUGGUGCCAAGUAAACAAAUUCUCCCUCAUUGUCACAAAACAUGCAUCAUUACUGUCGCAGUUUACGUUCCACUGGAUGCUAAUGCUAAAGUAGCCAUGAAAGACCUCAGUGCUGCUAUUAGCAAGCUGCAGACAUUGCAUCCAGACGGAGCUUUGUCUGUCGCUGGGGACUUUAAUCAUUAUAACCUGUGCACCGUGCUUCCAAGAUUUUACCAAAAUGUAUUACGCACCACCACGUGUAAUAAAACCUUAGAUCAUGUCUACACAAAUGUGGCUGAUGCUGACAAACUCACUACCCUCCCCCACCUGGGACAAUCUGACCAUCGUUCACUGUUUCUGCUUCCCAAGUAUAGCCCGGUCAUUAAACGUGUGAAACCCACAAUGAAGACUAUUCAGAUCUGGCUGGAGGGGGCUGACUCUGCUCUUCAGCACCAAUUCCAGCACACAGACUGGAGCACGUUUGCUGCCCAUGCCACCACAGACUCUCAGAUUAACAUUGAUUUAUACACCAACUCUGUCCUUGAGCACAUCAACAAGUGUGUAGAUAGAGUAACAUUACUAAAACAAAUACAAGUUUUCCCAAUCAGAAACCAUGGAUGAACAGAGAGGUUCACCUCCCACUCAAAGCCAGAGAUUCAGCCUUCAGGUCUGGAGACCGGGAGGCUUACAGCUCAGCCAGGGCCAACCUGAGCAAGGGAAACUCUCAGGCUAAACACAUUUACAAACAGAGAAUCAAGGAGCAUUUCAACUCCUCAGACCCCCAGCCCAUGUGGCAUGGCAUACAGGUCCUCACAGACUUCAAACCUCCUAGUACUGUGCCCCCUUCCAGCUCUGCUACCCUCCCUGAUCAGCUCAAUUACUUCUAUGCUCAUUGAUGAAGUUUCAGGGAAUGGGGGAUUCUCAGAUCCCUGUAAACAAUGAAUUAAGUACUGCCUAUGACUGUGGCUGCAGUGUGUUCGAAUAAUGUCUCACAGCUGCUUUCUUUGGAGCAAGAUAAUGUUUAAGGUUCGCCCAGAUCCACAUGAUGGAAAUUAGACAGAACAUUCCCUUUUAUUUAAAGCAUAAAUUUGACGGAUGUUCUUCUCUUUGUAAUUAAGUUGUGGCUCCAGCAAACCAGGUAGGACAUUCUUUUCUUUAAUUAAGGUGGCUGAUUGAUUGUUCUUUGUAUCAGUAGUACAUUGACUUGGCCGGAGUGGUUAUCAGACUGAUUGUUCUUUUGUAUCGGUGGCCUUAUAACUUCUGACAAUUCUGACAUCAGGCAGUGAACUUGUUGAACCGCCAGGGAGACGAGAAAGAUUUUCUCCCUCAUGUCGGGUCCAAGUUCACUCGUCGGCUAAGCUCGAAGAAAUAAACGGGUGAAAAAUAAGUAACGAUCUUAUUGUGCUGUCGUUAAUUGAUUCAGCAAAGCUAUGUUUACAGUACUGUGCCCCCUUCCAGCUCUGCUUCCCUCCCUGAUGAGCUCAAUUACUUCUACGCUCGCUUUGACCAAGAGAACAAGGAGGUCACCCUCAAAACGGAUCUCCCACCUGCUGAACUGCAUCUCUCACUUUCCACCUCCGAUGUUUGUGCCACCCUGAGCAGGGUGAAUGUACGGAAGGCAGCUGGUCCGGAUGGAAUACCUGGCCGUGUGCUCAGAGUCUGUGCAGGGCAGUUGACCGGGGUCUUCACAGACAUUUUUAAUCUGUCCCUGGCCCAGGGAUUUGUCCCCACAAGCUUCAAGAUCGCCACCAUCAUGCCAGUGCCAAAGCAUUCCACUGCCACGAGCCUGAAUGAUUUCCACCCAGUUGCACUCACCCCCAUCAUUGCAAAGUGCUUUGAGAGACUGGUUCUAUCACAUCCGAAAUCCUGUCUGCCCACUACCCUGGACCCCCAUCAAUCUGCCGAUCGCACCAACAGGUCAACAGAGGACGCCAUCUCCACAGCACUUCACUCUGCCCUGACCCACCUGGACAGCCCCAACUCCUACGUCAGAAUGCUGUUCAUUGACUUUAGUUCGACAUUCAAUUCUGUAACCCCUUCAAGCUGAUCACCAAACUUCACCAGCUUGGUAUCAGCUCAUCCCUCUACAACUGGACCUUGGACUGUCUGACUAACAGACCCCAAUCAGUUAAGUUAGAUAACCUCUCCUCCUCCACUCUCACCCCGAACACCGGCGUGCCUCAAGGCUGUGUGCUGAGCCCUCUUCUGUACUCCCUUUUCACCUAUGACUGCGUUCCUGUACAUGGCUCUAACUCCAUAAUCAAGUUCACAGAUGACACCACGGUGGUUGGCCUGAUCAGAGGGGAUGACGCGAUGGCCUACAGGGACGAGGUCCAGCACCUGGCCGCGUGGUGUGCCGACAACAACCUGGCCCUUAACACCCAGAAGACCAAGGAGAUCAUUGUGGACUUCAGGCAUGCUAGGAGCCACACUCCCAAUCUACAACAACGGAGCUGUAGUGGAGCGUGUAUCAAGCUUCAAAUUCCUUGCUGUCCACAUUUCCGAGGAUCUCACCUGGUCCCUGAACUCCUCCAUCCUGAUCAAAAAGGUGCAAUAGCGCCUUUACUUCCUGCAGAGCAUCAAGAAAGCUCACCUCUGUCCCAGGGUGCUGACGGACUUUUAACGCUGUACCAUUGAGAGCAUACUCACCAACUGCAUCUCAGUGUGGUGUGGCAAUUGUCCCGUUUCGGACCACAAAGCACUCCACCGUGUGGUGAAAACUGCCCAGCGGAUUAUCGGCACCUAAUUGUCCACCAUUGAGAACAUCUACUAUAAACGCUGCCCGGGCAGGGCGAAACAUUAUCAAGGAUGCAUCUCACCCUAACCAUGGACUUUUUACUCUCCUUCCAUCCGGUAGGCGCUAUGGGAGCCUCCGCUCCCACACCAGCAGGCACAGGAAGAGCUUCUUCCCUGAGGCUGUGACCCUGCUGAACAUCACAUCACAGCGCUAAGCAGUAUUGCAUCCGUAUUGUACUGUCUUAGUACUUUUAUAUUUGUGUGCUGUAGUACUUACUUUUUAUUCUCAGUUAUUUUGUAAAUAACACUAUUCUUUGCAUUUCUGGUCAGAUGCUAACUGCAUUUCAUUGGCUUUGUAUCUGUACUUGGCGCAAUGACAAUAAAGUUGAAUCU